CAAGAUCGUGUCCUCCGGGAAAGAAAUCAACAAGAAAAUGGAGUGCAUCCGGCAUAUUUUAACGUAUGCAACAAGUAUAUAGUGGGCAUAUCAAAUUUUACGUCUGAACACAUACCUGAUGAUCUAUCAUACUUUAUGACAAUAGUUGAUACGAUUGGUGUUGAGGUUCCAAUAAUUAAAGGAAUAUUUUUUCCCGUCGAAUUAGAGGAAAUGGACUCAACAAAUAUUAAGGAAGAUCCAAAAUUAAGUACCGAAUUUUACAAGCAUCUUACAAAUAUUAUGACAAGGUGGGUUGAAAAACAUGCUGUAAAUGUACUUUAUGUCAUGAUUAACGUGGUUGUACACUAG
Molecule: messenger RNA, 348 nt
Organism: Funneliformis mosseae
Lineage: Eukaryota; Fungi; Glomeromycota; Glomeromycetes; Glomerales; Glomeraceae
Source: the annotation of a GenBank genome assembly